Messenger RNA from Dissoconium aciculare CBS 342.82, 4323 nucleotides. RefSeq lists its product as uncharacterized. The transcript has a single exon. The record is from RefSeq and is a predicted model, not a curated record. NCBI's taxonomy places the organism in Eukaryota, Fungi, Ascomycota, Dothideomycetes, Mycosphaerellales, Dissoconiaceae. The coding region runs from base 1 to 4323 and encodes 1440 amino acids.
AUGCUCACUUCCGGUCAGCAGUCACACCUUCGACGCGCGAAAUCUACCUCGUCCGCAAGAACAACGUUGACCGCAUCAUCGAGCCAGCCACAUCGUUCCAUAUGGACGACAUCUACAGAUCCGAUCAGCUCCCAACAGAACGCUGAAGCAGCUGCCAUCGAGGCUUAUCAGCGCGCCCAAGAGGAAGCUUCUCGCCGAGCUGUCAUGUCUUCGUCCGCACAAAUGCAGCGCCGUCGAAGUCAGCGCAAAGGGAGGUCGGAAGGCAGCCACCUGGAGGACGCGCUACUUGGCCGGCGACGGUCGACGAGAUUGUCGAGGAAGGAUGGCAGUGUUGAGAAGGAUGCCGCACAGUCGUCGCAAGCGGAGAGAUCUACCGUAGGACUUGACUACAUCACACGUGAUGGCUACGAUGACCAGGUUCGAGGUCUGGAAGGUGAAGGUCGGCCGCCAGCAUCUCGUGAUUUCGCUAUUGCUUCGAGUUCCGAACAACAAAAGCAUCGACGGUCACGAACUGGGGUCCGUGAUGAUCAUCAAUCAAACCAAAUCUCUACAUCUACACGACUCGAGUCGAGAUCAAAUGUCCAGAGACCGUUGCCCGAAUCGAGGUUGGGUCACGACGAGACCAACGUGGUGCAAGGUGGACAAAGCCUGAUGAUAGAAGAUUCCACGUGCCUCAGCAUAGCUUGUAGCGAAAAGCGUGCCUCCAUACGCGAGACACAGACCGACGAAGAAGUCAUGGCCAUGGCGCGAGAUCGCUGCCUCCAAGACUUUUCAGCGAAGCCACUGCAUGAACGCCGUUCGGGAAUCUUGAGGACGUUCGGCAAGCGCCGAGCGACCACCAACACCCCAGCCCAAGUUGCACCUGAAACAUCCUCGAGCAGCGUCCUGGUGGAUGAGUCGCUGACUUUGCCCCUUCCGACUCGUCCCCCGCCUCCAAUACCAGUGUUUCUAGAGCCAUCAUCGGCCAAAACACAGUCGAGAAACUUCUCUGUCACCUUGAGAGGCCGCUUCAUGAAGGCGUUUCGCAAGACUUCCAAAACCAUGCCGGCUGAGACUACCAUACCACCGCAGCAUGUCGAGGCAAAGGACUUUCGAUGGACGGUCAAGGACUACGAUCUCGAGGCGAGCACUUCUGCAGUAGAUGUCGCCAGCGGCGCCCACUCAAUUGCGAAUGCGGACAGAUUGACACUCGAACAGUCGCUCUCUUCCAGGGUCCGACCUGUGUACUCGCCUGCACAGAAGAAUUCCAGCAACAGCCAGGUGAGCACGGCAAAGUCGCGGGUCACCAGUUGGACGAAUUUGACCAUCGCUGGUGCGUCGACCUUGAGGUUGAACCACCUUCCGCACGAGGAAGAAGCAGACGUGGCGGAGGAGUAUGAGCGUCCAGCGACCGCCCCAGCCCUUCCGCCGCCGCCAAAGCUCGAAGAACCCCGUCUGCGCAAGGUCAGCUCUUUCUUCGGCCGGCCCAUCCACAAUCGACUUCGCAAAACAAGCAAGGCCGACAUGCGUGAGUCGUCCGAGCAGAGCAAAGGACUAUACGACGCGCUGCAGAAGCGAAUACGGCCGAUGCGAUCGACAAAUUUGGCCAUCGCCGUGAACCCUGAAGGUCAUGGUGAACCUACAAUCGCGGCACCGCCUUUCACACGUGCCAUGCUUCCCUCACAGAGUCGUCAAAGUCUUCGAGAUUAUCCUGCCGAAUACGCAAGCAGCAUCGGCACUAUCGGUCGGCGUGCACCCACCGUACGUACCGUGACGCCGGAACCCAUGACAUUUGCUCACACCUUCAUUGGUGACACAUUCUCCCCGAUCCAGGAGGUGGCCAGUCCAAUGGAGGCGGAUCAUCGCUCUGAUUCUCGGGCCGAUGUCGUACGCCCUACCCGCCAGCAACUCUUGAGGCGCAUGCAACGAGCAAAGAACCGUUGGCGUGAUCCUCUUGACGACGGCGACCGAGGCACGCCGCGGAGUACCAAAGGCGCUAGGGUGGAAGGCCUUGCAGAUGAUCUGUCGGGCGAGAACCCCUACACUCUCAGCAAUCAUCAUCCAUACGAUCACAAACUCGAAGCGCAGCAGCGAUAUGACCUUCCUCAUCACGUCCGUGUCUCUCCGGCCUUCAAUGCGUUCGACGACCAUAGUCUACAUGAUAAGCAUUCCUUUUUGAGCCCAGAAUAUCCUCCUCCGCCCCCUCCGCCCGCCUUCGUCGAUCGCACCCCGCCGAGGAAGCUUUAUAAUCCUUCGAUACGAAAUGGACAACUUCGUACUUAUCUGAGAAAUGUCGACUCGCCUUCUGCAAACAGUGUUCGGCUUAGCCCUAGUCCCACAAAUCAUCCUCGCACAGAUCCUAGGCAUGACAGCGAGCGCGCCCUCAUGUCGCCGAGCAUCUAUUCGCGAGGGACAGACGGUGCGUCUGUCCGGGUCCUGUCACCUGUUGCAUCUCCGGAGGUCUCGCAAUGGAGAAAGUAUGGAACCGCUGAGGACAACGAGCGUACUCCUACAGCAAAGUCAACAGCGAGGACAGUCGAACGCAAAGAUAGCAGGAACACCAUCAAAGCCCCAACAGUAAGCUUUGAUACUCGCGCUGAAAGCGGAGACGAUGCAGAUAUGCUCGGUGGCACAAUGAUCACGGUCACAGGCCGUGAGGUCAAGCGAUAUCGGGUCCCCUUCUCCAAACCAAAAGUUGCAACUGCUCUCACAGAUUUAAGUCCGAGUGCCGAGCAGACGUCCCCAAAGCUUUCAAUACACAAAGUAUUGACGACCAGCCGGAAGCCAAGCAUGGAAUGGCGUCGAUGGCUUUCAAACGAGCUGAACAUCUUCCGCUUCGGUAGUGGUAGCAAGGAGGGCGGAGACGAGAGUCGGAAGGUUUCCGCGACGAAUGAGUUGUCGCCGGAGCCUGUAGACCAAGAUCGCACAGCUGAUCUACACUCCACUGACGUACAUGUCAUCGGAGAGGCACGGUCCAUGAGAGCUUCCCCGAGAUCGCCUACUGAUGACGCUGUGCCUGCUGUACCAACUAUCUCAAGCGCAGCUGUCGUCAAGCCCGACGAGGGCUCGCUACAACGGUCACAGCAUGCAUCUCGACCUCAUGUUCGCUCCCGUGCGACAAGUCGCAGCUCUUCCUCGGGCUACAUGAAUGAACGCUAUCCGAUAGUCGCCACCGCUCUGGCCAUCGGUACCGCUGCCUCCAUCACCGAGACACGGCGUAAAGGCCCGAAGAAGGCAGCCAGCUUUGCGGGUAGAACGACAUCUGCAGAGCCUGUCGUUCCCGAGAUCACUCUUCCUGAUCGAGAUGACGCCUUCAUCGAGCCCACCGAAGAUGCGGUACAGGUGGAGGGUUCAAAGAUCGAGGAAGUGAAAUCCCAGAAGAACAACGCUGCUGUCGCUCCUUCCACGAAGCUUACCGUCAGGCCAAUCUCGGAAUUCCGCCCCAGAUCUGCGCUCGAGCUCCGCGUCAAAUACAACACGGGUGCAGGGGAGGUCUCGAAGCCCCUCGAAGUCCGCAAGACAAGGCAAGCACUCGCCGCUCUCACACCGGCCUCGAACGACGUCGUCGUGGACAACACCGAACACUCGCACUACCCUGUCACGGAAGAGAUUCCAGGCAGUCGCAUGCUCCAAGUCAACGGUGGACCUCCUGGGACCCAUCUUGGCCAACACCCAUUGCGUCUCGAGGAGGACCCGACGCUGAUCAACAUCUCCGCGGGACCUUACGCGUAUGACCGCGGAUAUGAUGCUGAUGCGGAUACUGCCGGUCAUGGCAGCAAUGUGCUGACUGAGAGCUUGGCCUUCGGUACCGCGGGAGUCAUGGCGGACAUGGGUGAAGGUCAGGAGUCAGCGCAUGACUGUGGUGUUCACAGCCUCGGGGAUCAAUCGUCUACUCGAGCCGACGGAACUGAUGAUCAGUCGAAGCGGAGUAAAUUUGAACGUAAGCCGGUUCCUAAUGGCUCCAUGAUUGCCAGGAGCCACUAUCAAGUCCAGCUCCAGCGUUCAAAGCAACAAACGGCCGCACACGGGACACUUGGCACACCGCUCGAGAGUGUGUCCAGCGCAGCAUGGCUGACGGGCGAUGCUCGCGCCGCGGGCACAAGCAUCGAUCCACGAACGACCGAAAAACCCAAACCUUCCAUCGGCGAGAACAUGCCGCCGUCCAACAUCCGAGUCUCCAAACAAGCCUCCCGGUCCAACACCAAACCCCCGACAUCUCAUGCGAAGAUAUCCGGACAGCAUCCCGAAGACCCCAAAGAGCGGAGUCCCUCCAUCGUAAAUCCCCGCUGCCAUCGCCAUCGACAGCACACGACGGCCAGGACAGUGCCGCGCGGUCUUGCCUAG